AUGCCUUCCCGCACUGAUGACACUGCCCCCCUCAACCGUGACGACUCUGAGGACACUCAUGAUACUUUCCUCGCGGACGAUGACAAGUCCAAUUCCUCCAUUGACGAGAGCCACUACGAAGAGCUCCCAGAUAACACCAACGUCUCUCAGGAUGCAAUUGCACCGGGCCAAGCCCCGGCCGCCAUGCUCCCCGAGGAGGUCCAGGAACCGCGUGUCGAUCACUCAGGCACCCGUGUCCGACUUGUUCCAUUUCCCUCUCUUGCCGAUCGCACCAGUACCUUACAGAAUCCGCGAGAUGCCCUCCGCACAGGACACCCCGGAAAUCCCGCCACCAUGACCAACCCCUUUCGCUUCCCGGCUGGCGCUCCCACGGAGUCGGCCGAGCGGUCAGCCGUGCGGGAUGACACCUCAUCGUCAACCCCACGACUUCCCACGGUGUCCCCUGCCGCGACCUCCUUCGCGGACCAGGCAUCUAGGCUGAACAGCCCGGGCCACAGGCGUACAGUCAACUUCGCAGCUUCUCAGCCGCCACCCAGUUGUCUGGCUUUUUCGUCCACGGCUCGUAUUGUGAAUGGCAGAACCCCAUACCCACCGGGCGAAUAUCCGGCCCGGGUGCUCAGCGAACUCCAGCAAUCAGCGAGCUCCGCUGCUGCCGUGACCGCCGGCACGGGUUGUGCAAGCCCGGGUGGCCAACUCUGGCACGGUCCCAUGAUCGAUGCCCUCCGGAAGGACCGAGAGCGGGCGAGGAUGGCUUCCAGACCACGACGUACGGGCCUUCUUAGACUGAACGUGGGUCCAGGGGCACGCACAAUCGGCCGCCGCGGGGGCCUUAACCACCCCCGCGGAAGAUGCGGGAACCUGAGCACAUGCACUCGUAACCGCACAUGCACUCAUAACCUGGCAAGUGCGAACCGGGCAACCGCCAGCGGCGAGUCGUCGCAAGCGUUCGCUGCCCAGGACCAGGCCAUUAGAGAGGCCCGGGACUUGCUGCAUGAGGCCUUCGAACAGCGCAGAGCAAGCAGAGAAGCUCAGCAGCAGGAAGACGAGGACGCGGAGGAAGAUGAGGAGCCGGCCUCCAAGACCGAGGGCGAGCGCAUGGAUGAGGACUCCUAG
Messenger RNA from Clonostachys byssicola, 1113 nucleotides. Lineage: Eukaryota; Fungi; Ascomycota; Sordariomycetes; Hypocreales; Bionectriaceae. The record is from the annotation of a GenBank genome assembly.